UGUAUAAUCUGUUCUUACGACAGUCCAAAAAGUUUUGUUUAACAAAUUGUGUCCAAACAUUCUAGAAGUCCAAAAAUUUAAAUCUUUAAAAUCUAGAUAAAAAGAUACAAAUAUACUCUAAUUUGGAAAAAAUUGGUUUCCGACGUUUCGACUUAUCGUGACAAAAGGGCUUUUGUUUAUACGUAUAAGAUUUUAUCUCCAUCCACAAAAAAUCCCUGGUUUUCGUAAUUCAUCAUUAUCAACUAUUGGUCGUAAACAUGGCCCACUCAAAAUUAUACGGCGGAUCAGUGGAUAAGGUUUUUACCAGUUAGUUAAACGAGAGGAGCACUCGUUCGUUUGGAAUGUGGACGCCGCUGGUUUGAGAAACAGGCCGGAUUGCCAAACUUUUUCGUAUACGGCUGAUCAUGCUUUCGACACCGAGUGGGAAUUUUCUUUCAUCCCCGGUGAAAAUGUAGUAGAUCUUGAAUUGGGGGUUAAACUCCUAAAGUAUUGUCGACGCGACCCACUGUUCGCGAAAGUAUAUAUUUCGGUUGUUGAGAGAGAAGAAGGGAUGUGGGAAUCUGCUAUGGAAACAGGCCCAUUCGCCGAAUCUGAAUUGGGGGAAUAUUCAGAAUGUCGAUUUUCACUGAUCACCCCAAUUCGUCCGCAGCCCCAGCAAGCUUUUGGCCAUAUACUUGGAAAGUCGUCCCAAGAGGUGUUCACCUUCCGCAUCACUUUCACACUGGGCGAUUCCAUGAAAAAGUACUCCGACCUUCCCAAACAUACGAUGCUCGCGUUACUGGAAAAUCGCGAUGACAAUGCCGAUGUCACCAUUACGACGAGCGAUGGGCAAGUGAUUACGGCGCACCGAAACAUCUUAUCGGCUCACAGUGAAGUGUUCAAAGCCAUGUUCGCCACGGAAAUGGAGGAAAAGAAUCAAGGCGUUGUCAAGUUAAAGGAAUUUAGCGGAGAGGGAUUCAAGAUUGUCCUGAAGUUUCUCUACACCGGCCAAUUGGACGAAUCGUGGGGAGAGCAUUGCGGCGCCGUGCUCGGGGCAGCGGAUAAGUUCCUAAUCGCCCCUCUACACGACUUGUGUGAUCUUGUCCUACCAACGCUAGUAACAGAGGAAAAUUACGCCGAACUGCAUAAAGUCGCCGAAUUGCAUCGUUUGCAUCGGGCGGCGGAAAAGAUUAAAGCAUUUAAUAAAAGCGAGCCAGACAAAAUGCUCAAAAAAUGAUUUGGACCACCAUGUCCAAAGAAACCAAGCGAAGAAAAUGCUUCGAACUCUAAAUAAGAUAUUAUCGAUUCUCAAAAAUAAAACUAAAAGUUUGAAUAUUAAGUCCUCAUACCGUAUAUUUGCAAUAUAACUAUGAGAGGAUGAUGUCAAAUUACUGUAGUGAUUCUAUUUAAAAUUUUUUAUUUUCUCGUAUGGUUUUUGCAAAUACGCGGUCCUUUGCGAGUCUCGUAAAACGGUUGCCUCGAUUGUGAGAUGUUCAGAAAUUUUUAUACACGACAAUCUGCCUGAAUAAACAUCUUAUUUAAUAUUAUUUAUAAGUUAUCGAGGUGUCAAAUUCUAAACUACUUUUUUAGAAUUCUUGAAACUUUUAAAAUAAAUGUCUGUUUAAGUGUGCUUGUGAAUAUUCAAAAAUCAAGUUAAAUAUACAUAGGUUGGG
Messenger RNA from Folsomia candida, 1652 nucleotides. Its product is annotated as speckle-type POZ protein-like. Lineage: Eukaryota; Metazoa; Arthropoda; Collembola; Entomobryomorpha; Isotomidae. The transcript is spliced from 7 exons. The record is from RefSeq and is a predicted model, not a curated record. Gene Ontology annotation, molecular function: protein binding. Bases 551 to 1216 code for a protein of 221 amino acids.